GCAGAGUCGGCAACUCACGCCUAGUGGGAGUCAACACUAUAUAUAGCUCUUGUGGGGAGGUGCAGAAGUCAGUUCUCUCUGGUACUACAUACAAAGCAUCAUGAAGUUUGUGGUUCUCGCCCUGCUGGCCGCCGUUGCCACCGCCGCCCCACAGUACGCCGCUCCUCCUCGCUACACUGACUCCCUUGAACAUGCAGCCAUCAUAAGGGACGACCGUGUUCACGAGGAGGACGGCAGAUACAGCGUCGACGUGGAGACUGACAACGGCAUCAUCCUGUCUCAGUCUGGCUCUCCCAGUGGCCCUGAUGGAGCUGUGGUCAAGGCUGGACAAUACUCCUACACUGCUCCUGACGGCACUCCCGUCGUUGUGAAGUUCGUCGCCGACGAGAACGGCUACCAGCCCCAGUCUGACCUGCUGCCAGUGGCUCCCGAGUUCCCCCACCCAAUCCCUCAGUUCGUGCUGGACCAGAUCGCCUUCGCCGCUGAGGAAGACGCUGCCCGCGACCGUGGCCAGUCCAAGGCGCCCUCCAGCCGAUAUGGUGCACGAUAAUUUCAUCUCAUUAUGUGAAAAAACAAGCAGUUAGCUUUCUCUGUAUAUUUGUCUAUUUAUGAAUAACUGAGUAAAAUGUAAGAUUAUAAA
This is a messenger RNA of Homarus americanus (American lobster), 640 nucleotides long. Its product is annotated as cuticle protein AMP1A-like. The coding region runs from base 101 to 550 and encodes 149 amino acids. Gene Ontology annotation, molecular function: structural constituent of chitin-based larval cuticle. The transcript is spliced from 4 exons. Lineage: Eukaryota; Metazoa; Arthropoda; Malacostraca; Decapoda; Nephropidae. Gene Ontology annotation, cellular component: chitin-based extracellular matrix. The record is from RefSeq and is a predicted model, not a curated record.